CGCCUCUUCUCUCCCCAGGGCCAUGGAGAAGGGAGCCAGCUCCUCGGCCGGCAGCUCGGUGGCCUUGGCCUCAUCCUCCACGGCCACCUUCAAGGAGGAAUUGCUGUGUCCCAUCUGUUACGAACCUUUCCGGGAAGCCGUGACGCUUUGUUGCGGCCACAACUUCUGCAAGGGCUGCGUGAGCCGUUCCUGGGAGCAUCGGCACCACGUGUGCCCCGUCUGCAAGGAGCCCUCCUCGUUCGACGACCUCCGCGUCAACCAUACGCUCAACAACCUGGUGGAGAUGAUCCUCAAGGAGGAAGGGCAGCGACGGGGCCGGGCGGCCGCCCUCUGUCCCCUCCAUCACGAGGAAGCCAAACUCUUCUGCCUGGAGGACAAGGAGUUGGCGUGUUUCGUCUGCCAGAGCUCCAAGCAGCACGAAGGGCACAAGUUACGGCCGGUGCAGGAGACGGCGGCGGAUUUCAGG
Leptosomus discolor (cuckoo roller) is the source of this 466-nucleotide messenger RNA. The record is from RefSeq and is a predicted model, not a curated record. Lineage: Eukaryota; Metazoa; Chordata; Aves; Leptosomiformes; Leptosomidae.